This is a messenger RNA of Photinus pyralis (common eastern firefly), 2479 nucleotides long. RefSeq lists its product as uncharacterized. The record is from RefSeq and is a predicted model, not a curated record. Lineage: Eukaryota; Metazoa; Arthropoda; Insecta; Coleoptera; Lampyridae. Bases 1744 to 2472 code for a protein of 242 amino acids. The transcript is spliced from 6 exons.
AUUGUAUAGUGUGAAAGGGUCCUAAUUUAACAUAUUUUCUCUAUUUCUAGGGAUAACACGUCAUCUGAUCCAGAUAUAUCCACCCCUUGAGGGAGCGGGAUCACAUUCACAUCCUCUUAUGAAUGGUUAGAAGUCUCAGAUGAAGCAUAUCGUGCUCAAAAAAAUAAAUAAAUAAAUAAAUUUCUAAUUGUAUAGUAAAGGUCCUAAUUUAACAUAUUUUUCUAUUUCUAGGAUUACACGACAUCUGAUGUGAAAAUAUCCACCCUUUGAGAGAGCCGGAUCACAUUCACACCCUCUUAUGGGUAGAAGUCUCAGAAGAAGCAUAUCGUGCUCUAAAAAAUAAAUAAAUAAUUAAAUUGCUAAUUGUAUAGUGUGAAAGGUUCCUAAUUUAACAUAUUUUUUCUAUUUCUAGGGAUUACACGACAUCUGAUGUGAAAAUAUCCACCCUUUGAGAGAGCCGGAUCACAUUCACACCCUCUUAUGGGUAGAAGUCUCAGAAGAAGCAUAUCGUGCUCUAAAAAAUAAAUAAAUAAUUAAAUUGCUAACUGUAUAGUGUGAAAGAGUCCUAAUUUUACAUAUUUUCUCUAUUUCUAGGGAUAACACGACAUCUGAUGGGGAAAUAUCCACCCCUUGAGAGAGCGAGAACACAUUCACACCCUCUUAUAUUAGAAGUCUCAGAUGAAGCAUAUCGUGCUCAAAAAAAUAAAUAAAUAAUUAAAUUGCUAAUUGUAUAGUGUGAAAGGGUUCUAAUUUAACAUAUUUUCUCUAUUUCUAGGGAUUACACGACAUCUGAUGUGAAAAUAUCCACCCUUUGAGAGAGCCGGAUCACAUUCACACCCUCUUAUGGGCAGAAGUCUAAGAAGAAGCAUAUCGUGCUCUAAAAAAUAAAUAAAUAAAUAAAUUGCUAAUUGUAUAGUGUGAAAAGGUCCUAAUUUAACCUAUUUUCUUUAUUUCUAGGGAUAACACGACAUCUGAUCCGGAAAUAUCGACUCCUUGAGAGAGCGGGAUCACAUUCACACCCUCUUAUGGUUAGAAGUCUCAGAUGAAGCAUAUUGUGCUCUAAAAAAUAAAUAAAUAAUUAAAUUUAUUGCUAAAUGUAUAGUGUAAAAGGGUCCUAAUUUUACAUAUUUUCUCUAUUUCUGAAAAUCUCACGUAGUAAUGGUUUUGGUUUAAUCGUUCUUACAAAAUAUAGUUCGCAUAAUUUGGAAGCAGAGAUUAACGUUUAAUUGAUUAGGGUUAAGCUACAUCUAUUUUUGGUUCCACUCCACCAUUACUAAAGUUUACGGUGUUCCACACUGCCCGAAUUAGAACUGCUCGAAGGGUAGUUAUAGACCCCUUGUAAAUAAGGUACUUAAACAGAAUUUGUGUUUUUGUAUUUCAAUACGCGCUAUGGCCUUCUAGAUGUUAUGACGAAUAGAAUUUUGAAACGCAAUUUUUUCCAUUUUUCUCAUAUGUGCGUCUGUAAAGGAUCAGGGACCUGUCCUUCGUCCAAUUUUAUCCGCAUACCAACAAUGAAUGAUACUACCAAAAAAUCAGUUUGGGAAUGAAUUUAUUCAAAUCUUCUUGUUUACCUAGUUCUAGUAAAUAACUGACAUUCCAUGAUUCAAUGGUACUAAUUCUCCAAUUACCAUAUCUAUUAUCUAUAUUUCAAAUUGUCGUUUAUGUAUGGGUUUACAGUAUAAUUUGGUGCGUGUAUGUAUAAAGUGAGCAACAACGCAGCUCGUCUCAUCCUUCCAAAACGCUAUGGGCAUUGCCAUCGUCAUUGCUUUUGUAUUCAGCUUUACGUCCGCAUCCUCAGUUCCGUUUCAGGUUUGCAAACGAUCCGAUGCUAAUUUCAACAACUGCCUGAAGGAUGCCAUUAAUGGCGCACUGCAACUCUUGGAGAAUGGUCUCCCCAGGUACGGAAUCGAGUCCAUUCAGCCGAUAAAGAUGGGUUCUUGGGAAGCGCCUGGGAGUCCGCCGCUCGCUUUUACCCAGCAGUUCCAAAACGCCAGAGUGUACAACUUUCCGUUCUCCACGAUAGAAAACCUAACAUUACAUUUGGACGAACGUAAUUUUUCCCUGGAAAUGUUCGGUCACAACCAGGCAAUUGUAGCCCGAAUGAGUUACAAGUUCGACAACGCGAUAGUUGACGGUGACGAUUUAAGCAGUCAGGGAUUCCUGUCGUACAGCUACUGGGAUAUCGACUUAUGGGUCCAAUUGGUGGGUUCUGUUAUUGAAAGUGAAGGAACCAAGAUAAUAAAUAUUACAGACUCGGAUAUGACUCUAACCCGUAUUAAGGAUUUUGGAGUUGAGAUUCUCAGUAACGAAACUGAGCGGGCCAAAAGGUUGACCAAGUUUGUUGUCGAUAAUACUGAAUACGUUUUAGAGACGGACAAGCGGGGUUACGAAAUAGGCUAUGCUAACUCCUUUAAGACAAUCGCCAACCAGAUAUUUCAACGGUUUGGUGUUGAUGUCUUGUUUCCACAAUAAAUCGAUA